Molecule: messenger RNA, 5493 nt
Organism: Archocentrus centrarchus (flier cichlid)
Lineage: Eukaryota; Metazoa; Chordata; Actinopteri; Cichliformes; Cichlidae
Product: E3 ubiquitin-protein ligase SMURF2-like
Exons: 20
Coding region: 381-2711 (776 amino acids)
Biological process (GO): proteasome-mediated ubiquitin-dependent protein catabolic process; protein ubiquitination; negative regulation of BMP signaling pathway
Cellular component (GO): cytoplasm
Molecular function (GO): SMAD binding; ubiquitin protein ligase activity
Source: RefSeq, a predicted model, not a curated record
CCAUCACGCACAACUUGAGUCCAGGCAGCCCGGUCAGAGCAGACGCCUGUCCGGAUGGAGGACGAGUCUCUCUGCUGACUUGUAUCAGUACUCGUGACACGCGGCAUGAUCGGCAUUUGGAAAUGUAGUUAUUUGCAUUUUUUUUAUUUUUUAUUUUUGCGGAAAAGGAGCUCGCGCGGAGAGUGUUAUUCCAGGGAUGUGAUUAUGGUAUCUUUAUGUUGCGUGCACAGUCAGCGUGAUUUGCUAUGGUGAUACUACAAGCUAACCCUAAGCUAGCAGAGGGAUUUGUUUGGGAGAUGUCUUUUUGAAAACGAAGAAGAAGGAAAAACUAUACGGUGACACUUUUUGUGAACAUUCGUCAAGCUGGAACACAAGGGGGAAUGUCUAACCAAGGAGUUAGGAGAAAUGGCCCAGUAAAGCUGCGGUUGACUGUCCUGUGUGCAAAGAACCUGGCAAAGAAAGACUUCUUUCGACUGCCAGAUCCCUUUGCCAAGGUGGUGGUGGACGGUUCAGGACAAUGCCACUCUACCGAUACCGUGAGAAAUACCCUGGACCCAAAGUGGAAUCAACAUUAUGAUCUAUACAUUGGAAAGUCAGACUCCAUAACCAUCAGUGUAUGGAACCACAAGAAGAUCCACAAAAAGCAGGGCGCAGGUUUCCUGGGCUGUGUCCGCCUCCUGUCCAACGCCAUCAACAGACUCAAAGACACAGGCUAUCAGAGACUGGACCUGAAUAAGCUGGGCCCUAAUGACAAUGAUACUGUAAGAGGACAGAUAGUAGUAAGUCUUCAGUCCAGAGAUCGCAUCGGAUCUGGAGGCCCAGUGGUAGACUGCAGUCGCCUGUUUGACAACGACUUACCUGACGGCUGGGAAGAGAGGAGGACGGCCUCUGGAAGGAUACAGUACCUGAACCACAUCACGCGCACCACACAGUGGGAGAGACCAACCAGACCGGCAUCAGAGUACUCUAGCCCAUCAGGGCGCCCACUGAGCUGUGUGGUGGAUGAAAACACCCCAGUGAUGACCCCUGUUAAUGGGGCAGAGGCGAGUGGCCCUCCGGGCGAACAGCGGAUCCAGGAGAGAAGGGUUCGAUCUCAGCGGCAUCGUAACUACAUGAGUCGAACACACCUACACACACCGCCAGAUCUACCUGAGGGUUAUGAACAAAGAACAACUCAGCAAGGCCAGGUCUACUUCCUCCAUACGCAGACUGGAGUCAGCACAUGGCAUGAUCCCCGGGUGCCAAGGGACUUAAGUAAUGUAAACUGUGAGGAGCUUGGCCCACUGCCACCAGGCUGGGAGAUCAGGAACACUGCCACCGGCCGUGUCUACUUUGUUGACCACAACAAUCGAACAACACAGUUCACAGACCCCCGACUGUCUGCUAACCUGCAUCUAGUGCUCAAUAGCCCAAGUCCAAAUGGUUCCCGUGUGGCCAUGGACAGCCAAAACACUAACCUCAGCCAUCCAACUCAGUUGAAGGACCAAGUUGGUCCUGGUGGCCCUCAGCAAGCCCUGUCCCCAGCCCAGUUACCAGAAGAGGCAGAGUGCCUGACAGUUCCCAAGUACAAGAGAGACCUGGUGCAGAAGCUGAAGAUUCUGCGACAGGAACUUUCUCAGCAUCAACCUCAGGCAGGCCAUUGCCGCAUUGAGGUCAGCCGUGAGGAGAUCUUUGAGGAGUCAUACCGGCAGGUGAUGAAGAUGCGCCCAAAAGAUCUUUGGAAGAGACUUAUGAUCAAAUUCAGAGGAGAAGAGGGACUGGAUUAUGGCGGAGUAGCUCGGGAGUGGUUGUACCUGCUGUCCCAUGAGAUGUUGAACCCCUACUAUGGCCUCUUCCAGUACUCCAGAGAUGAUAUCUACACUCUGCAAAUUAACCCAGACUCUGCUGUCAACCCAGAGCACCUGUCAUACUUCCACUUUGUGGGUCGCAUCAUGGGCAUGGCAGUGUUUCACGGCCACUACAUUGACGGAGGCUUCACUCUGCCCUUCUACAAACAGCUGCUAGGAAAACCGAUCACGCUGGACGAUAUGGAAUCUGUUGAUCCUGACCUACACAACAGCCUCGUCUGGAUUUUGGACAAUGAUAUCACUGGCGUCCUGGACCACACUUUCUGUGUGGAGCACAAUGCUUAUGGAGAAAUCAUCCCACAUGAACUCAAGCCCAAUGGGAAGAGUAUCCCUGUGACAGAAGACACCAAGAAAGAAUAUGUCCGGUUGUAUGUGAACUGGCGUUUUCUUCAUGGCAUUGAAGCUCAGUUUCUGGCCCUGCAGAAGGGUUUCAAUGAGGUUAUCCCACAGCAUCUGCUCAAAGCCUUUGACGAGAAGGAAUUAGAGUUAAUUGUGUGUGGCCUGGGAAAGAUCGAUAUUGCUGACUGGAAGGCCAACACCCGUCUGAAGCAUUGCACCCCUGACAGCAACAUUGUCAAGUGGUUUUGGAAAGCUGUGGAGUCAUUUGACGAGGAGAGGAGGGCCCGGUUACUGCAGUUUGUUACUGGCUCAUCCAGAGUCCCACUGCAAGGCUUCAAGGCUUUACAGGGUGCUGCAGGGCCCAGACUCUUCACCAUCCAUCAGAUUGAUGCCAACACCAAUAACCUGCCCAAAGCCCAUACCUGCUUUAACCGGAUUGACAUUCCGCCCUAUGAGAGCUAUGACAAGCUAUACGACAAGCUACUGACAGCGAUCGAGGAGACGUGUGGCUUUGCGGUGGAAUGAGAGCCAGUUUGGAGUGUAUGAACAUGUGUAACUGUGCAGGACUAUAGCGGACUACUUUUGUCACUGUGACGUGCCGACAGAUUCACUUUGAGUGUGCGUCCAGGCUACAGUCUUCCUCUUCUCUCACCACUGUCCACAUUCUUCCCUUAUCGAUACGUUUGAACAGCUGCUAUGGAGUCCUCCCUGUCAUUGUCAGCAUCUUAAAAAAUUCUUUGUUUGAAAAAUUCCUCCCAGAUAUUUAGCAGCCAUUAUACUUCUUUGUUUGUUUUGCUGUUUUUUACUGACUGAUCCAUGUCAUGCUACUGAAUCUUUGACACUGCAGGUAGCCACACACACACACACACACACACACCCCUUAGGUGCCACCUUAAUCUCAACAGAUAACACCUUCCGAUUCUCCUGGAGCUGGUGCACUUGAUCUUGUAGGAGUGCCACGAAUUGAUCCUACCUCGGUGUACUGCGUCGAUAUCGAUAGGGUUUCCAUUUCAGAAUGCUACAUGUUCAUAAUUAGUUUGAUUUUCACACCAGCAGUCAUUUCGUAACUGUUAAGUCAUGUCACAUCUGAGCAGUGAGCAUGUCAUUUUGAAGUGGAACUCAUCACGACUGAGUCGUGUGUCGGUCCCGUGUUUUGUGGCGUUUUGAGGGAUGGACUCUGGUGACGAAGAAUUUUCAGUAAUCUUUUCUCCGUAAAUCACUGCAGUGUAGCCACAGUUCGUGUAAGUACGUAUGUUUCUGCAUGUGUCCAAGUAAAAAGUAGACACGUCGUAGCUGCCCUUAAUUUCCUCACCGAAUCCAGUUCAUCUUCCUUUUCCCUCUCGUUCACACAUUUGUCUCGAGCAGCAUGUCUGUUUCUUUUCUUUCUUUUUUUUUCUUUUUUUUUAUAUCCAGGCAAGCUUGCCUCAACCCACUUAAUGUCAAAACAUAUGUGAAAAGAGCACAGGUGUCCACGGUAUGAGGCUCGACAAAAAGCUGUUCAGGGCAGUUUUCUGAUUUCAGUCACAUCAUCAGUUUAAACAGGCAGAAGUUUUUCUCUCUCUAUCUCUUGUCACUUUAGAGCACUUUACAAACUGAGCAGUAAUAGCAGGAGUGCUUUCUUCACAUUAGAUUCAGAUAUAUGUUUCAUUUGCUAUACAACUACAUUUGAAAUAUUCAGAGUAAAAAGUAUCUAUACACCUGUAAUUUUUAAGUAUAUAUGUACAAAUACAUAGUUAUUUUGUAUAUUGUUGCUUGUUCUUUCUGUUCAGUUUAAAUGCAAGCAUGUUGAUGUCUGUCACAGACCUCUUUGCAUUCUCAGGUGAAGUUGUCCUUUUUCUUUUUUUUUUUUUAUUUUACAUUAGGCUAGUAUGUGAGGAGGGGAUAAAACUGUAUACAGGGGCCCUUUCUGUAAACCUUUAAAACUUAGCAGUUUAAAGUGACAUUUUCUUUUGCUCUUUCACUGUCACUUCUUAACAAAAAUACCUUCUCACAGGAGACCACAUUUGCUGCUCUGGAGGUCUGCUAGCACAGACAGCGAUGUUUUUUCACAUGUAGGGGGACAACUUUCAGCUUGACAACGUUAAUUUUGUUUUCAAUCAAAGACUCUGCUGGUGCUGUUGGUAACUUGAGAUCUUAAGAGCUGCAAAUGCUGAAGGUUGACUGCUGCUGAUCUCCGGGGGUGCUACAUGGUGAAAAUGUUUAACCAAAAUGAAAAGUCACAGAAAACUAGAGAGGCGAACAGCAAAGCCUCCAUCCAAAAAAUAAAAACACUGCAUGAAUGGAUGCUUGAGAUUAAAGCCUAUUUAAUUGUUCCUCUUAGAAAACUUUUUAACUUGGAAAGAAUCUAAUAAAUGUUCUUUUUUUUUUUUUUUUUAAUAUGUACUCUGCAUUUAUUUGCAGGUAUCCCUCACAUCAUAAACCGUUUUUUUUUCCUUUUGUUCAGCAUGAGACAAAACAAAUAAAAGUGAGUGCAUUGAAAACAUGGUUUUUGUCCAGUCAUAGAGAUAUUUGAUUUUACCUUUAAAAACUUUACUCAGAUCUGGAAAAUAAAUGCAUUACAAGGGUUAUUUUUUUUUCUUUGCACACAUUAUGCAUACUUGGACUCCCAAGUUAUAAUCCAAAACUUCCUUCUAUUUACCAAAUAGUUAUUGGACUAAAUAUUUUUCUUUAUUAGAUGACAUAUAUAGACUCACGUGUGUUUGUCCAGAGUACACAGUCCACUUCUGCUCUUUGUUGCUGCCUUUAGUUUUUCAGACGGUUUAGUCUUCCGUACAAAAAUUGUUGGCUCCGAGCGCUUCCAGAUGAGGGGAAAGUCACCCCCCACCCCUGUUAAGCAGCCAAAUUGAUCAGACAGUCUCAACAAUUUUACAGAUAAACGAUCUUUUGAAGCAACAUCUGCAAUACAAAAAGCUCAAAACUUAAAUCUGGUUCGGGUCAAAACUGUGCACUUGAAAGAGCAACUGGUUACAAACCACAAGUUAUUUAGUGUUCAGCAGACUCUCCCCUUUAAUUCCUCUGUGUGUGAGUGGGUUAAUGACUUUUGAUGGAAAUCAGUACAAAACAAAUCCUUUUUUUAAAAAAACAAAACAAAAAACUGCACCAUUUUUUCCUUUUGAAUUCUGUUUUUGUAUUUAUUAUUACAGUAUAUGUUUGCAUAGUUUUUAACAUCAGCUGCUCUGUGAGUUUGUAACUGACACCUGUACAUAAAGACAAUAAAGAAGCAAAGUCAUAAACUUCUUGUACCCUUGCAGAAGGCUGAGCAAUAAAACUGUGCUGUUUGGACCUAACAGCAUUAUGUUUUAUAGAA